GACAAAGCUCCAGCCUUGCGAUCACGAACGCGAUUGCUCGACCAAGCUAUAACGCACUCCUACUUAAUACCUCUCUGCCACCCACACUUUGCGACAUCAAACCGCCACAAUGAAGCUCGUGAGGUUCCUGAUGAAAUGCACCAACGAGACGGUGACCAUUGAGCUGAAAAAUGGCACCAUCGUCCACGGCACCAUCGCGUCCGUGUCGCCCCAGAUGAACACAGCCCUGCGCAACGUCAAGAUGACCGCCAAGGGUCAAGAUCCCCUCUCCCUCGACACCAUGAACAUUCGCGGCUCGACGAUCCGCUACUACAUCCUCCCGGACUCGCUCCCCCUCGACACAUUGCUGGUGGACGACGCGCCGAAACCCAAGAACAAGGCCCGCAAGGAGGCGGCGGACACGGGCGGUCGCGGCGGACGUGGCGGCCGAGGACGCGGUGGCCCACGCGGGCGCGGCAGGGGACGUGGCGGGCGACGAGGCUGA
Molecule: messenger RNA, 484 nt
Organism: Emericellopsis atlantica
Lineage: Eukaryota; Fungi; Ascomycota; Sordariomycetes; Hypocreales; Bionectriaceae
Product: putative small nuclear ribonucleoprotein SmD1
Exons: 3
Coding region: 110-484 (124 amino acids)
Biological process (GO): RNA processing; spliceosomal snRNP assembly
Cellular component (GO): pICln-Sm protein complex; U1 snRNP; U2 snRNP
Molecular function (GO): RNA binding
Source: RefSeq, a predicted model, not a curated record